CAGCCUUCAUGGCGUUGAUGGCUCUAUUUUUUCUUUACCUCAGCAACAAGCUGUCAGUGGAGAGUCCUGACAAUCUGACGCACAUCAGAAGCUAUAAAAACAACCAGCCAGUGCCUCCAAUGAGCUAAUCUAGUGGUGACGGGGUCCCCAGCUGAGAGAUGGCCUUCUUCAAGAGCUUCCAGCAGAAUCUCCCAUCUGUCAACAUUACCUCCAUCUUGGACACGGUCACCAGCCGUGUGGACGACCUGGCCACUGCUGUCAGCGAUGUCACAUACGCUGUUAGCGACCAACUGACAGAGCAGGUCACCACCAUCAUCAACAAGGUGCAAGAAGAGGAGGAUGGAGAGAACAACAGCAGCAGCCAGGAGGCGGGGCAGGCGUCAGUCGCACAGGAAGGCAAAGCCAGCAGUAAAAGCAUGUGGCAAAUGUCCAGAGACACAGAAACUGGCAACUCAGCCUCAAAGAGCAACCAGGCCAGUGAUAGUACAGAGGCAGAGAACACGGCAAGCCAGCUGGAGUGGGAAUGGAGGGACGGAUGCUGGAGAGUUAAAAAGACAGAAGCUGAGCUGGCAGAGGAGGAGCAGAAAAAGAAAGAGGAGAGGGAAAUACAGGAGAAGAAAGAGCAGAGGAGGAAAGAAAAGAGGGAGAAGCAGCUGGAGAAAGAGGCCAAGUUGCAGAAAAACAAAGAGGAAUGCCAAGACAGAGAGCAAGAGGAGGACACUGGACAAAAAAGAAAGGAAAGGGACGAUGGAGAUCUGUCGACUGCUCAUCAAGUAGGCGAUGAGUGCAGUGACCCCCCUCCAUCACAAGAGAGCAAGCUAAGAGAGGAGGGAGAAGAAGAAAAAGAGGAAGAGAAGGAGGGCAGCCUUGAGAGAGAGGGUGACGAUGAGGAGGAGGGUGAGCUCUCCAAACCUCCCACAACAGGGAAGAAGAAAAAGUCUGACAAGAAGAAGGGUAAAGGAGCAAAGAGGAGUUCUAAGAAAUCUCAGGACAGCUCAGAGGGGGAGAUAAAGGAGAAAGGGAAGAAAGACAAAAAGAAGAAGAAAGGGAAAAAAGAGGGAGUUGUAUCAGACAGCGAGGAGGACAAAGACAAAGGGCCGGAGGAGACGACCCAGCAGAACUCUACGGCGUCUGCGUGGAGCAACAAACGUAAACAAUCUGCUGAGCAGGCCGGCUACAGCAGCGAGGCCUCCAGUGAGCGAGCAACCAACAUUCAGAGAAUAAAGAAGGACUCCUCCCUCAGUGAGCACCAGCCUCCUCCCUAUCAGGAUGACCGCCUGGCCUCACGCGUGUCCUCUCGGUCCCGCUCUGAGCGGGGGGUCAGGAGGAGCUCGUCCCCGCAGCCCUGCGACAGCCCCCGCGGCUCCAGUGAGGCAAGUGUGGACCAGGAUUCUGAGAGCUACCUCAACAAAGGCUGCGAGGAGGACAUACCCAGUGACAGCACUGCUGUGCUGGGACUAGAGGAUGGCUCUGGUCCUCAGCUCCCUACAGCCUAUGAGCCCGAGGUCCUUGGGAAGUACGGCACACUGGAUGUCGCCUUCGAGUACGACUCCAGCGAGCAGUGGUUGGCUGUCACCGUCACUGCGGCAACAGACAUACCUGAACUCAAACAGACGGGUAACAUCGCGUGGCAAGUCCACCUGGUCUUGCUGCCCACAAAGAAGCAGCGGGCCAAGACCGGCGUGCAGAAGGGGCCGUGUCCUGUUUUCACUGAAACAUUCAAGUUCUCUAGGGUUGAACAGGAGGCCCUCGGGGACUACGCUGUUCGAUUCCGCCUAUACAGCAUCCGAAGGAUGAAAAAGGAGAAGGUCCUGGGGGAGAAAGUGUUCUACCUGACUAAGCUGAACCUGCAGGGCAAAAUCGCUCUUCCUGUCACCUUGGAGCCAGGCUCUGAACUUACAGGUUGUGGCUCUAUGGUGAGUGUGUCUCGCAGCACAGGAGCUGUGUCCUACCGCUCGACAGAGGACUCCUCAUUGCCAGAGAUCCUCCUCGGUCUCAUUUACAACUCUGCCACAGGACAGUUAUCUGCUGAGGUCAUCCAGGGAAGCCACUUCAAAUCCACAGCGUCGGAUAAACCCGUCAAUGGUCUGUUCUGUUGUGUGAAACACUUUGUAGGGGGACAGCUUUAUAUCAUGAGAGACACCUAUGUGAAACUGACUAUGCUGGACUCAAAAGGGAAGGAGAUGUCCAAGUGCAAGACAGCUGUGUGCAGGGGCCAGCCCAACCCCACCUACAAGGAGACGUUUGUGUUCCAGGUGGCACUUUUCCAGCUGUCCGAGGUGUCGCUGGUAGUGACGGUGUUCUGCCGCCGGAGCAGCAUGAGGCCCAGGGAGAGGCUGGGCUGGGUCUCCCUGGGCCUCAACAGCACCAGCGAGGAGCAGCAGGGCCACUGGACAGAAAUGAAGGAGGCAGAGGGACAGCAGGUCUGCCACUGGCACACACUGACUGACACAUAGGAGGACGGGUGACGGAAACCGAACUUACAUUCCCAAGCAGAGGCAGAGUUUAAGGGGAGCAGGAAGCACCUUUUCAGAUGUGUGUGUCUGUGUGUGCGUUUGUGUGCUGCAGACAGGUGUGAGGACAGGCGUGGGUACCCAGUCUUCACUGCCAGAAACCGUGUGACUACCCUUUAAUCUGCCACUUUUCUCUGAGGUAGACGGACUGAUUUUAUUGGAGGAGGUGUGAGCUCCAGCGUCUGCCUUUUUUACUGACAGUCAAAUGCAGACUGAAAACUAACACAACUAUAAUCACUGAACUAACUGAGAUCAGAAGGAAAGUAUUUGUCUUCCAGUAAAUCUGCCCUAGAGCAAAAUCUGCAUGUUACACUAACCGUUUACAGGACAAUUUAGAGACUCUUUUAAACGUCUUCUGUCUCGGAAUCUUGGACCAAAGAGCUCGGUCCAGGACCAGCAGACUCCUCCCUGUUUCUUCUGGGCUUCUCUGGACUUCGGCUACCACCAGCAUACCAGACAUUUCUCUAUCAGUCACAGCCAUUGACAAAGGAGGAGGCAAUGAAAAGACUGUUACAAAGGGCCUAAAACAUGCUGCAGCUAUGCUUACAAGCUAUGCUUUGUACAGUUUGUUUACAUGCACAUGACAUUAUGCAAGAUCUCUUCA
Messenger RNA from Notolabrus celidotus (New Zealand spotty), 3117 nucleotides. RefSeq names its product synaptotagmin XIVb (gene syt14b). The record is from RefSeq and is a predicted model, not a curated record. The transcript has 8 exons. Bases 159 to 2456 code for a protein of 765 amino acids. NCBI's taxonomy places the organism in Eukaryota, Metazoa, Chordata, Actinopteri, Labriformes, Labridae.